AUGGCAGCACAGCAGGACCCACGCUAUUCUUCCUCUGAGGAGGAAAUCCUCGAUGCCCCGGACGAAAUACCCCACAUGGAGGGCCUGAUCUCCCCACACCAGGGGGAAGACCUGACAGCCCCAGCCACAAGGGACAUCAAGACACUAAUGCACAACAUCCGUGUCUUUUUCAAUGCUGACCUAAACAUAAUACGGGAAGACAUCACAGUAGUCACUGCCAGAGUUCAGGCUACAGAGGACAGCAUCCACUCCAUCACACAACAACAGACAAGCACCAAUGAACCGAUGCAACAACUCCUGGCAACAAACAAAGUCAUGCAGAUUAGAAUUGAUACCUUAGACGAUGCACGGAGAUGCAAAAAUCUCAAAAUUAGAGGUAUAACUGAAACAAUUGGUGAACAAAAGUUACCACAUCUAAUUAGGCUACACCUGCCUACUCUGCUGCCCCAACGGUCUGCAGGGGGCAUCCAAAUCGAUGGCUGCUUCCGCUUCGCAAAAUCCAGCAGGGCUCCGGCUGGGACCCCGUGA
Pelobates cultripes (western spadefoot toad) is the source of this 528-nucleotide messenger RNA. The record is from the annotation of a GenBank genome assembly. NCBI's taxonomy places the organism in Eukaryota, Metazoa, Chordata, Amphibia, Anura, Pelobatidae.